AUAGUGGUAACUGAGGCCCAUAUAGGCCGUAAUAGGGCCCAUUUAGGGUCUCUAACCACAUAUUUAUCUGUUUUUAGAAUAAUUUCUAAAUUUUGGGUUUCAGAUUAUUAGCGUCUAUUUUAAUUUUUACUCCACAGUGGGCCAACGCUCUUCUCAUUCAUUUUCAUUCAGAUCUAUAUAUUUUCACUUGGAUAUUCUCUCACCGUUUCCGACGAAUUCAGAUUCUGAUCCCCUAAUUUAGCGGUUUGGUUGCGUUUAUAGCCGCGGCGUGAUCUCUGGCGAUCUCUGCACAGUUGCAUCUCCUCUAUUAUGAAUCCUAGAAGGGAUCGGAAUGCUAGAGCUGCUCUUUUUGAUGGUAUUGAAGAAGGAGGUAUUAGGGCAUCAUCAUCUUACUCCUCUCAUGAGAUCGAUGAGCAAGAGAAUGAUCGAGCCAUGGAAGGGUUACAAGAUCGAGUUAUCAUGCUGAAAAGGUUGUCUGGUGAUAUACACGAGGAGGUUGAUUCGCAUAACCGAAUGCUGGACAGAAUGGGAAAUGAGAUGGAUGCCUCAAGGGGAGUUUUAUCUGGAACCAUGGAUAAAUUUAAGAUGGUGUUCGAGACAAAAUCGAGUAGAAGGAUGUUUACGCUUGUGGCAUCUUUUGUGGCUGUUUUUCUCAUUGUAUACUAUCUUACCAGAUAAGUAGUCGAGUCAUGUAAUUUUGGACAAAGCCUAUGAAAAACUGUUGUGAACAUUACCUUGAUUGACAAUGAAGUGAUACUAAAAAUUUAAGCCUA
Salvia splendens (bonfire salvia) is the source of this 773-nucleotide messenger RNA. RefSeq names its product bet1-like SNARE 1-1. The record is from RefSeq and is a predicted model, not a curated record. Bases 310 to 678 code for a protein of 122 amino acids. NCBI's taxonomy places the organism in Eukaryota, Viridiplantae, Streptophyta, Magnoliopsida, Lamiales, Lamiaceae. The transcript has 6 exons.